ACCCUCUGAACACCAACAUCACAUUGGAACCUUAUCUUGCUGGCUUCAAAAUACCUCAGCUUGAGACUUAUGAUGGGACAAAGGAUCCCGAUGAUCACUUACAUGCUUUCUACUCUUGCAUGCAAGCUUAGAACACCUCUGACACGUUGAUGUGCAAAAUCUUUCUCUCUACUCUUCGAGGUAAUGUUCGAACCUAGUAUUACAGUCUACCUCCGAGGUCAAUCAGCUCUUAUAUCGAAAUGGCAUCUGCUUUUGCCACAAAGUUUUCUAGUAGAAGGUUGAUCAGGAAAACUACUUCUGAGUUAAUGCGAGUUAAACAGAGGGAUAGAGAAUCUUUGAAGAGUUAUAUGAGCAUAUUCAACGAUGUAGUAUUGGAGGUUAGCUCCUUUGACCAGGCUGUGGGAAUUGCAGCCAUGAUCUCAGGUCUUAACCAUGAGAGAUUCAAAGAUAGUUUGAUGAAACACCCUGCCACCACCUUUAGCAAGGUGAAUGAUAGAUCUUUGAAAUUUAUAACUGUUGAGGAAUAUGCCCUGUCGCAGAACCCAACUCCCUCUAAGAACCAAAACCCAAACUGGAGAGACGAGAAUCCAAGCAGGAAACGGAUGAGGACAGCACAGAACCGAGGUCCGAUGCCGACCUCUACACGGAGAUUCGAAAGGCCGAACUCAGCACCUCCACAACAGUCUGCAGGUAAACCCUUAGUUACUUGGACCCUUUUUAACUUACUGAGGUCACAAAUCUUUAUGCAGAUUAAGAACAAGAUGGACUUAAGGCAUCCUGGUCCAAUGAGAACUACUGCUGCUAGCCGAGAUCAUACUAGAUAUUGUGAUUUUCAUCAAGAUCACGAUCAUACAACAGAGCAAUGCAACAGUCUGAGGUCUGAACUGGAAAGUCUAGCUCAGAAAGGAAUGUUGAAUGAGUACAUCCAAAGAGCUGAACAGCCAAGAUUUGUCAAAGAACAGGGACCACAGCCUCAAGGAACCCGUAAUCCACCAAACAGACAAGGAAUGGGACAUCAACAAGCCCCUCCUCUACUUCCACCACCAGCCAAAAUCAUACACAUGAUUACAGGAGGAUUGGAAGCAGGAGGGAUGAGCUCCAAACAAAGGAAGUUAUAUGUCAGAGAGGUCAAGCACCAGAACCGAGCUCAGAAAAGGAAAAUUGAUGAUGCUGAAUGGAAAGAUCAACCAAUCACUUUUACACCUGCUGAUUUUGAAGGGGUGGUAACACCUCACAAUGAUCCUUUGGUCAUCUCUGUAAUGAUCAACAAUUGUCAAGUCCAGUGUGAACUUGUUGACACUGGUAGUGCACCUGAUAUCAUGUACUACCACUGUUUUGAGAGCUUAGGGCUCGAUCCAGCUUUGCUACAACGAUAUGAUGGUCCCAUAUAUGGUUUCAACAACCAACCGGUUCCAGUUGAAGGGAUCCUAACUAUGAAUGUUGCGUUUGGAAGUGGCCGAACCUAUGUGGCUCUCUCAGUUCAGUUUCUAAUGAUAGGAGCUCGGCUGAACCCCGAGGAGAGAGAAGAGCUGAUAACCUUUCUUCGAGCUAACAAAGAUGUUUUUGCAUGGACCUCAACAGAUACGCCGGGAAUUCCCACUUUGGUUUCUCAACACAAACUCAGCACCAAUCUACUUAAGAAACCAGUGGCCCAGAAGCAGCGCCUCUUUGGGGGGGAGAGGUUAAAGGUCAUUAAAGAAGAAGUUGAAAAGCUCUUACAAGAUGGCUUCAUUAGACGGGUUGAUUACUGUGAAUGGGUCGCCAAUCCUGUAUUGAUGAAAAAAGCAAAUGGCAAAUGGCGGAUGUGCAUCAAUUACACUAACCUCAACCAGGCGUGUCCAAACAACUGUUACCCGAUACCAAACAUUGAUAAGCUGAUUGAGGCAGCUUCUGGAAACGAGAGAUUAAGUCUCUUGGAUGCAUACUCCGGCUACCACCAGGUUCCAAUGGCUCCUGAGGAUGAAGAAAAAACCUUGUUCUAUGCUGGUGAUGAAAUCUAUUGCUAUGUGAUGAUGUCCUUUGGCUUGAAGAAUGCAGGUGCCACUUACCAGAAGAUGGUUACCAUCGUAUUUCGAGCUCAAAUAGGUCAGAAUUUGGAAGUUUACGUUGAUGAUAUAGUGGUGAAGAGUUUGAAAGCUGAAGAUCACUUAACCGACCUCGAAGAGACAUUCAACAAUCUCAGAAAGAACAUAAUGAGGUUGAAUCCAACAAAAUGCAUCUUCGGUGUGGAAUCUGAAAAAUUUCUAGGCAUCAUGGUGUCCAGAAGGGGAAUUGAGGUUAACCCCGAGAAGAUCAAAGCAGUAGCUGAGAUGGAGCCACCGAAGUCAGUAAAAGAUGUGCAGAGGUUGACAAGGAGAGUGGCAGCUCUUCAUAGAUUCAUCUCGAAAUCAGCAAAUAAAUGCCUACCGUUCUUCAAGAUCAUGAGAUUGGCAGCCCAAAAGGAUGAAUCUGGAAAACAAAAGAAGUUUGAAUGGAAUUCAGAAUGCCAAGCUGCAUUUGACGAGCUGAAGUCUUAUCUUAGCUCACCCUUUUUGCUGACAAAGGCUAAGGAUGGAGAAAUCCUUUACUUGUAUCUUGGCAUAUCAGAUGAAGCUAUCAGUUCUAUGCUAGUAAGAGAAGAAGGUUAAAUACCCUUUUUGGUCCCUAUACUAAAAAAAUCCAUUUUUU
Messenger RNA from Rubroshorea leprosula, 2667 nucleotides. NCBI's taxonomy places the organism in Eukaryota, Viridiplantae, Streptophyta, Magnoliopsida, Malvales, Dipterocarpaceae. The record is from the annotation of a GenBank genome assembly.